AGAACGUAACCACCACCGAGGAGGCACACGCAGAACGACCGUUCUCGCUCAAAAGACCCGGGACGGAGUUUCGACCCUCUCUUCCGUACGACGACCCAAGAUGGCGGGGCCCGUGGCUGAAAACCAGAUUCAAGAUGGCGGCUUCCGGCUUCCCCCGCAGCGUCGCGCGUGGCCGCCGAGGCCACGCCCACUUCCGGCUCCUGGGCCUCAGCAUGGCUGCCUUGGGUACUCUGCUGCCGACAGGUGUCCGGAGGCUGCACUGCAGCGUGGUGGCUCGGGCGGGCAGCCAGUGGCGACUCCAGCAGGGCCUGGCUGCCAACCCCUCCGGCUACGGGCCGCUGACGGAGCUCCCAGACUGGUCGUACGCUGAUGGCCGCCCUGCUCCUCCAAUGAAAGGCCAGCUUCGAAGACAAGCCCAAAGGGAAAAGUUUGCGAGACGAGUUGUACUGCUGUCACAGGAAAUGGAUGCUGGAUUACAGGCAUGGCAGCUCAGGCAGCAGGAGAAGUUGCAGGAAGAAGAAAGGAAGCAGAAAAAUGCUCUUAAACCUAAAGGGGCUGCACUGCAGAGCCCUCGAUCAAAGCAGAAGAGCUUGGACGGCAGGAAGAACAGGCUGUAAGAUCACUGUGCACAAGGGUUGGCUCCAUGCCCUCAUCCCUGGCUCCAUUCCAGUUUGGUGGAAUCUUGCUCUGGGAUAUUUAGUUCAUCCUUUGCAGGCCAUGGGACUGGCCCAACUAGGAGCAGUAGCUGCUCUGCGAACAUGAAACGGGGGAAGCAGUUUUCCCGGUUUUAGCCAGGCAUUCAAGCCUUGAAUAGCCUAUACACAGCUCAGGCCGCGUGCAGUUAUGCAUUUAAUAAAUGUUCUGAUGAAAAAG
This is a messenger RNA of Ceratotherium simum simum (southern white rhinoceros), 873 nucleotides long. The record is from RefSeq and is a predicted model, not a curated record. Lineage: Eukaryota; Metazoa; Chordata; Mammalia; Perissodactyla; Rhinocerotidae.